CCCCCCCCCCCCCCCCCCCCCUCCUGGUUAUGCGCCUGUAACUUAAUGAUUGAACCUUAACUUUAGAGCUAAUAUGUUUAAUUAAUCAGAAUAUUUGAAAUCCUUUGCUUAUUUAUAAACAAUUAAAUAUCCAUCAUUUGUAAAAAUUCAUCAGUCUAUACUUUGUUAAUGAAUAAUAAUUGCUUAAUUAGCAGGCUCUAUUCAAAAUACAUUACUGUUAAUUCACACAUACAUGCUACGAAUAAAUACAAAGAGAAACAAUUUUUUUCAGAUUGGAUUAUAGAAGAGACAAAAAAUGAGAAUUGUAUCGUAUAUCCACUGGAUUUGAGCUCAUUUAAGUCAAUUCGUGAGUUUGCAGCACAUGUAAAUGAGAAUGAGGAGAGACUGGAUAUUCUCAUUCAUAAUGCCGGCUAUUCAAAUUAUUUUAAGAGAGCAGUAAGCACAGAUGGAAUUGAAAUGACAAUGGCAACAAAUCAUUACGGACCUUUUCUGCUGACACAUUUAUUGAUUGAUUUGAUGAAGAAAACAGCUAAAAAGAAUCCAGUCCGAAUUGUAGUUGUGGCAUCAAAAACUCAUACAUUAUCUUAUAUGGAUCCAAAUAAUGAUUUUCAUUUGAAUCCUGUUGGACAUUUUCCUCCUUCUGAUUUGUAUGGAAAUUCAAAAUUUGCUAAUAUUUUGUUCACUUUUGAAUGCGCACGUCGUCUUAAAGGUUCGAAUAUAACUUGUAAUGCUCUUCAUCCAGGUGUCGUAGAUACAGGAAUUUGGCGCAAUAUGCCAUUUCCUGCAAAUUAUUUAUUCAGUGUCGUUCGUGUGUUCUUAAAGACACUUGAAGAAGGAAUACAAACAAUUCUUUAUGUUGCAUUAUCUGAUGAAGUUAAUGGUAUUACAGGUCGAUAUUUUAGGAACUGCCGGUACGGAGUUCCAAGAAGUGACGUAAAUAAUCCCGAUUGGCAAAAGGCAUUAUGGGAUGCUUCAAGACGAAUUGUAAAGUUAAAGGCUAAUGAUCCUUCCAUAUGAAUUAAGAACGCAGUCCGAUCAGCACACAUUGAAAUGUUGUUAACAUAGCUUAAAAUCUACUUGAAAACAGUGAAAGAGUGGUUAGAGAUUACUUAUGAGUGUACAAUCCACUUGGCUACAACAUUUCAAUAUGUUCCGAUAGGAUAAAAAGCUCAACAUUCCAAAGAUUGAGUUUGCAUGAUUUAAUGGUUAAUUUUUGAUCCGGUUAUAAUUGAUUUUGAAAAAUAAAGAAAUUGAAAUUAAUACUUAAUAUUGAUUCUCAUUAGAUUCAUUAAUGACAGGUAGAACAACUUUUCGUUGGAAUCGUCUUGGUUGUGCUCGUAAUCUCAACCAGUUCUUAUGACU
Molecule: messenger RNA, 1362 nt
Organism: Chironomus riparius
Lineage: Eukaryota; Metazoa; Arthropoda; Insecta; Diptera; Chironomidae
Source: the annotation of a GenBank genome assembly